Molecule: messenger RNA, 1221 nt
Organism: Dermacentor andersoni
Lineage: Eukaryota; Metazoa; Arthropoda; Arachnida; Ixodida; Ixodidae
Source: RefSeq, a predicted model, not a curated record
ACGCGGGCUCUCGGAAGAAGUGUGUGUUCUGGUGGUGCGCUCCUCCUGCCUCUGCACGCGGCACUCGCUGCUGCCGCCGCCGACACAUGGGCCUGAUCCAUUCGCUGCCUGCGAACGUGGCCGACGCUCGAGAGAGGUGGCAGCAGCGUCUGCGCCGCUGGCAGGCCGGCGAACGCGGUUCCGACGAAGAAGAAGAGGACGAAGAAGCGCUGAGCGAAGUGGUCGUCAUCGGUGGCUGCGAGUCGGGCGAGCCGGCACACGGAGCGGGACCGGGAAAAGCAGCCUUCAUGCAGCAGCAGCAGCAGCAGCAAGCGAGCGCGGCGGGCGACCGCAGCCUGUCGCCGCGCAUCCAUCUUCCCGAGGUGGACACGGACGACGCGGUGAAGAUCUGGUGCAGCCGCAGUCAGCCCAGCCAGGUACGGCGAUUAGCGGUGACGCAGGGUGGCCCCAGCGCGUGGCUAGAGGCGGAACAGGAGCGCUCGAGCUCCAGCGGCAGCGAGUACGAGCUGGACGACGAAGAGGACGAGGAGGACGAAGAGGGAGAGGAGGACGAGGCGAGCAGCGAGGGCAGCACGGAGACGUCGACCAGCUCGACGUCCACCAUCCCGUCGGGUAUGCUCCGCCAGUGGAGGCGCAUCCGCAAGUGCUACGCCGACAACCCCGACGUCAUCGGGGACAUACUCGUCUACAGAGUGCUGACGUACAUGGGUCACCCCCACUGGCGCAAGAGCAGCGGCGGCGGUUGCGCGUCGGCGGCCGGCGACAGCCCCAACCUGACCACGGUGCUGCAGGCCACCAUGGCGCUGCGGCUGGAGGACCUGCGCCAGAAGAAGCUGCAGAUGGAGGCCGCCUGGCGGGCCAUGAAGAAGAAGGCGCCGCCCAUCAGCCGCGUCGUGCUCGAGGCCAAGCGCCGCGCCGUGCAGCAGCUCGAGAAGGAGCUCAUGUCGCUGCACGAGGCGAGUUCAAAGAUGGGGUCCGGCAAAACUCGGUGUGCCAAGAGUGAAAAAGCAGCUGCUGCGGAGUGUGCCCAAGGCCAGUGAACGGGGACUGCUCAUUGUUCUUUUUUUUUUUUCUGCCUUCGUUUUUUUUUUUUGCGUACCUUUUUUCUACGGUCACAUUACUUUCUUUUUCUCUCUCUCUCUCUCUUGUGGGGCAUGGAGCUCGACACCGAGCGCGUUCAGUGUACCGUGUGUAAUAAAAACCGCGGAAGCUGCCCUUUGA